This is a messenger RNA of Neopelma chrysocephalum (saffron-crested tyrant-manakin), 1848 nucleotides long. It is a transcript of the gene WIPF2, whose product is annotated as WAS/WASL interacting protein family member 2. The record is from RefSeq and is a predicted model, not a curated record. NCBI's taxonomy places the organism in Eukaryota, Metazoa, Chordata, Aves, Passeriformes, Pipridae. Gene Ontology annotation, molecular function: actin binding.
CAGGCGCAGAGCGGCCGCCGCCGCCAUUUCGUUCGGCGGUGCCGGGGCCGGGUACGGGAGCGGCGGGAGGAGCCGCGGGCAUGAGUGCCCAGGCCUGCCCCCAGCACUGAGCAACCGGAGCCGCCGGGAGCCAGGCCAGGAUGCCGAUCCCUCCUCCCCCGCCGCCGCCCCCCGGCCCCCCGCCGCCCCCCACCCUCGGUCAGGCGAACACGGAGCCACCCAAGCUGAGCCGGGAGGAGCAGCGGGGCCGCGGGGCCCUCCUGCAGGACAUCUGUAAAGGGACCAAGCUCAGGAAAGUGACCCAAAUCAACGACCGGAGCGCGCCCAUCCUCGAGAAGCCCAAGGGCAGUGGCGGCGGCAACUACAGCUCUGGCUCAGCUGCCAUCCAGCCCAAGGGUGGCCUAUUCCAAGGCGGCGUUCCCAAGCUCAGACCCGUGGGAGCCAAGGACAGCUCAGACAGCUCCACCAAACAGACCCUGCAAGUGCCCGGCUCCCGUGGAGCUGCCCCCAGGCCCCCGGUGCCGGCCAGCAACAGCCGCCCUCAGGACGAUGCCGACAGCAGCCGGGGGUCCCCGCCGGAGCUGCCGCGCACGCAGAGACCCUCCCUGCCCGACCUGUCCCGGCCCGGCACCGCCGGCAGCACCGGCAUGAAGCACAGCUCCUCGGCCCCGCCGCCCCCGCCACCGGGACGCCGCGCCGCUGCCCCCCCGGCCCCACCUCCGGCACACGCCAAGGCCUCGCCCUACAACCGGGAGAAGCCGCUGCCGCCCACCCCGGGACAGCGCCCGCCCGGCAGCAGGGACGGACCCCCCGCCCCGCCGCCCAUCAAGCCCCCUCCCUCCCCAGUCAGCCUCCGGACGGGGUCGGGGGCUCAGGGCCAGUCUCUCGCCCCCCCGCCGCCCCCUUACCGGCAACCGCCCGGUGUCCCCAACGGCCCCUCCAGCCCCGGCAGCGAGUCGGCCCCGGAGCUGCCGCAGAGACACAACUCCUUGCACAGGAAGGCGCCGGGCCCGUUGCGGGGUCUGGCCCCCCCGCCGCCCACUGCUGCCUCCCCAUCCCUGCAGAGCAGCCGCCCCCCCCCGCCGGCCAGAGACCCCCCGAGCCGUGGAGCAGCGCCCCCACCCCCCCCGCCGAUGCCCGCGGACCGGGGGCGCGGUGGCCCCCCCCCCCCCCCCCCCUUCCGGCUCCCCGGCCCCGCCGAGCCCCCCAGCCGGGGGAAGCCCCCGCCGCCGCCCACCAGGACCCCGGCCGGGCCACCGCCACCACCGCCGCCCGUGCGGAACGGGCACCGCGACUCCAUCUCCACCGUCAGAGCAUUCCUGGAUGACUUUGAAUCCAAAUACUCCUUUCAUCCCGUUGAAGACUUCCCAGCCCCAGAGGAAUAUAAGUACUUCCAGAGAAUCUACCCCAGCAAAACAAACAGAGCUACACGUGGGGCCCCCCCUUUGCCCCCCAUCCCCAGGUGAAACCGGGCUGUGCAGGUGGAUUGUUCCGGAGCAGACACACGGACCUCCUUCCCCUCCCUCAGCCGGCCCCCCCAGCUCCCAGCCCCCCGGAUCCUGCAUGGCACACUCCCGGCCUCUCUGCCUUCCCCAGGACCAGCGGAUCUGCCCGGCCCAGCGCCCUCCGUCAGCCUCCCCCUCAUCUAUGCACCCCUCGGGACUCAUGGCAAGCCUGGAUGGGUCCAUCCCCUUGUUCCUCCUCAUGGAUCCCGGGCCGGGAUCAGCCUGGGAGCCGGGCACGGGACUCUGAGCUGAGCCGUGUGCCGGCUGUGGGGACCAGGGGGGCUGGUGGAGAGGGGCGGCGGAUGGACCUGCUGCGAGACCCCCGGAGCGAGGGGGAGCAGGG